AUCUUUCCUUACAUCCCUUCGCUUUCUGCCAUUUCAGGAAUAUGAUCCGUCGCCAUUGUUAUUAGAUUCUACUUCAAUAGGAUAGAACAAUGUAGGGUUUUUGCCAGGGUUACUGAAAAUUGGUGUAUAUGAAACUCUCUGAUACCGUAACCAACUGCCCAAACUUUUCUUCGAUUGAUUUUGUUUCGUUAUUGUUUUCCGUGGAGGGGGGUGGUUCCAAUGUGAAAAGGGCUUUCUCUAUCUUUCGUAAUUUCAUUCUCUCGAACGCUCCUUCUUGUUGUUCAGCAUAUGUGGAAGUGUAUGGGAUAAUGAUUAGUUUCUUCCUGAUAAAAUGAGAUCAGGGUGAUCAAUGAACCGGCUGCCCUUCAUAAGACUUGGUUCCAGCAUCCAACCUACCAAUGGAUGAUUAAACUCUUUAAGAACUGUAGCAUGCUCCUUCUGGUACAUUCUGAUGAAGAAUGGCUUUCAAGGUUUUGGGUUAUUUCUUGAUGGUCUAUCCAAGGAUAUUGGUGAAUUUACAUUGGAGAGCAAUCACGUUGAUUCGAUUAUGCUAGCACUUCCAGAAAAGUAGGAGGAUAGUCAAGUACUCAUCAUUAGCAGGAUUCCAGUAUUGAGGGGAUGGAUUGCAAUAAGGAUGAUGCCUCUAAGGCCAAGCAGAUUGCUGAGAAAAAGUUCGCAGAGAUGGACAUUGCGGCCGCAGUUAAAUUUGCCUUGAGGGCUCACAGCUUGUAUCCCAGCCUCGAUGGUCUUCCACAAUUUAUUGCAAAUCUGAAUGUUUACUUGUCCGCGGAGAAAAGAAUUGAUGGAUGCAUUGAUUGGUACAGGGUCCUUGGUGUGGAUCCAUUGGCUGAUGAAGAAACCAUUAGGAAACAUUAUAGAAAUCUGGCACUCAUUCUUCAUCCUGACAAAAACAAAUCAAUUGGUGCAGAUGGGGCUUUUAAAAUUGUAUCUGAAGCUUGGAGCUUGUUGUCUGACAAAACCAAAAGAGAAGCAUUUGACCAAAAGCGGAAUAUAAGAGGUAUGGCUAUGAAGUCCACUGAAAUUAGGUCAUCAGUUCCAAUUGUUCGGAAUGGUUUCCAUAAUCUCUCCCCCAAUCAUAAUUCGAAUAGAUGGCAUUGGAGAAGUGAUGAUGAGGUCCUUUCUGCUCCAGCUUCUCAUCCAGUGAAACCCACGUUUUGGACAAUUUGCAAUUCAUGCAAGGUGCAUUUUGAGUAUCUCAGAUCUUAUCUUAAUCAUAAUCUUGUUUGUCCCAACUGCUGCAUAUCCUUUUUGGCUGUUGAGAACCCAUCCCCACCGUUCAAUCUGAAUCCGUCAUCCUCUCCACGAACUUUCAACAUUCAGCAACAGGCUUCCAGUGCAUACAGCCAUUUCAAGAAAUCAUUUAGUGUGGAAAAGACAGAGUUUUCUCCUAGAGGUGUGGACGCAGCAGGAUAUAGUAGUACCAAUUCCAUGCGUAAAUCUUUUCAGUCUGGUACAUCAUGUAAGCACAGAGCAGCUGAAAGUAGGAAAACAUCAGCUUCUUCAGCAGCUAAAGCUUUUAGUUUCUUCAAACCAUCAUCUCCAAAGAUGAAUAUGGGGCAUAAAGAUGGCAAAUUGGCAGCUAAGGAAGUGGAGUCUUCUCUGAGAGAAGAUCACGCUCGCGACAAAGGGGAUGGUGGUUUUGCCUCUACAUCCUGCAAUGACAGUGCCUGUUCUGCACACAAAGGAGAUAGACCAAAGAAAAAAAGACGCAUAACAGGGCAUAAAAUGUCAGGUAAUAUCAGAGACUUUCUUAAAAAAAUGGAAAUAGAAAAUGGAGGGAUUAUAAAGGAGAGUAGCGGGUCCCAAAAAUAUAGCUUUGAAGGAAGAAGGUCAAUCACUGGAAAAUUUAGAUCUGCUAAUAAUACAAGGGAGCUUUCCCAGCUGGAAUUGCGACAGAUGUUGAUGGGGAAGGCUAGGAAUGAAAUCCACAAGAAGCUUAAUGAAUGGAAGGCGGACGUGUCUUCGACUAUUUUGCAAAAGACAGAGAAUUCUAACAAGGAUCUUGUUGAAGAGAAAGAGGGGAAAAGUGUUGUUCUAAAUGGUAUGAAAUCCAGUAAAUAUUUGAAUACUGUGUGUCGUAAAGAUGAAUUGCGGACCAAAUGUCCUUUACCUCCAAGUUCUGGCGAGCGUCCAGACACCAAGGCUUCUGAAUCUUUCUCCAUGAGUGUUCCUGAUCCAGAUUUUCACGAUUUUGACAAGGAUCGUGCAGAAAAAUCGUUUGGUAGUAAUCAGGUUUGGGCUGUUUAUGACGAUGAUGAUGGUAUGCCCCGAUAUUAUGCCAUGGUUCGUAAAGUUAUAUCGUUAAAACCAUUCAAAAUGAGAAUCAGUUGGCUUAAUUCCAAAAGUAACACUGAAUUGGCCCCAUUGAACUGGAUUGGUUGUGGAUUUCCGAAGACAAGUGGGGAUUUUUGGAUCGGUAAGCAUGAAGAUUAUGGCUCUCUCAAUUCGUUCUCACACAAGGUUAAGCAGGUAAAAGGCAAGAGAGGAGCUAUUAGAAUAUUUCCUAGUAAAGGAGAUGUGUGGGCGCUGUAUAGGAAUUGGUCUCCUGAUUGGAAUGAGCUUACCCCAGACGAUGUUAUUCACAAAUAUGACAUGGUGGAAGUCCUUGAGGAUUACAAUGAAGAUAGAGGGGUUGCUGUUGUUCCGUUAGUUAAAGUUGUUGGAUUCAAGACUGUGUUUCAGCAGCACAUCGAUCCAUCAAAGAUCCAGAAUAUUCCCAGAGAAGAAAUGUUUCGAUUUUCUCACCAGGUCCCUUCGUGCUUGCUUACUGGUCUUGAAGGUCAAAAUGCUCCUUCUGGUUGCUGGGAGCUCGAUCCUGCUGCAACGCCUUUGGAACUUCUUCAAGUUGCCAAGGAAGCUGAAAUAGAACUAGAAGAAGCGAUUCAGAGCGCUGAACAAGCUACGGAUGGACAUCCACUCGAGGAUACAAAAACUGCUAAAGUAGCAAACCUUGAGAAUAAUGUAGAAACGACUAUGAAAGAUGUUAAAGUUAAGGAUAAACUGAUGAUGCAUAAUGGAAAUAAGAAAGUUCAAAAGAUGAUGGUGUAUAGCCGGAAGCGGUUCCGGGGAAAAGUGGCAAUUGGCGCCGAGUUAUCAGCACAUUAGAAAACUUUUGAGAAGUUGUUCUCAGAUGAACAUAUACCAUAGACAUGAGGAUAGCAGCAGCAAAAAGCCAUACACAGUACAGCUUCUAAGCACCAAUCCUCCAGCCUAAACCUUUUUUUGAUUUUAUUUUGUUCAUUUCAUUCGUCUCCUCGACCGUGAGAGAUAUUAAUUGGCGAUACAUGCGGAGAAGUAUUUCUUUAGUCUGGUUUUACUAUCUCUGCACUGUUUGGGCUAUACAAUUUUGUCUAGUUUUUGACACCCUCAAUACUAAUUUCAGUUUCAGUUCUGUGGGGAGCUCGGAGAGUGUUGGAAAAGGCAGUUUCCUUUGGCUUUGAUGGACCACAUGGUAUAUGGCAUCGUAGCUCCAGAUUGAUAGGCUAAUUCAACUGUUUGCUCCAAAAGAUGUAAUUACUUUUACUUGUACAUUCGAGACCCAUUAUGACCCAGUACAAUAUUCACUCUUUUUAAUGAUAAAUCCGGUUGGUGCAAA
Cucurbita moschata (crookneck pumpkin) is the source of this 3616-nucleotide messenger RNA. RefSeq lists its product as uncharacterized. The record is from RefSeq and is a predicted model, not a curated record. The transcript has 2 exons. Bases 619 to 3126 code for a protein of 835 amino acids. NCBI's taxonomy places the organism in Eukaryota, Viridiplantae, Streptophyta, Magnoliopsida, Cucurbitales, Cucurbitaceae.